Paramuricea clavata is the source of this 8681-nucleotide messenger RNA. The record is from the annotation of a GenBank genome assembly. Lineage: Eukaryota; Metazoa; Cnidaria; Anthozoa; Malacalcyonacea; Plexauridae.
UGCCUCCUUCUGACUGCUUUGCUAUCCAUGUACGUAUUUUUAUUCAACUAUGGAAUAUUCGACAUUGUUCUCAUAAUGAAACAUAGAGUAGGUAAGUUGACUGAACUACAGUUAAAGCUAAAUUACGUUUAAUCAACACUAAACUGUUCUCCUCGUUCAGAGCAUAGAUAUCUUAUAUACACUAGAUAGCGCAUCUCUUUUAGUACAAUUGAAGCCAAGAAUAUUCCAGCGGUUACCCCCAUUUGAAUAGAAGGCCAUGUUGGAGUUUCCCACUCGCUAAUAAACGCUUAAAAAACAACAAUUACUUUCAUCAUUUGAAUAAUUUGAAAAUGUUUUGGAAUAGGUUUAACUUAAUGUUUAAGUUCCUUGAAACAUACGAGUCUUCUCAUUCCAUGGGAAUAUCCUGAGUCUGCAAUCACGGCUUCAAUUUUUGAAUUGCAGAAUAAUUAGAUGCACUAUCUAGUGUAUAUAAGAUAUCUAUGGUGCAGAGAUGCAAUAACGUCAUCCGUAAAUCCAAUACAAAGUUCCAACAACAGGAAACCAGUGUGGUGUUUGGUGAUUCGGAAAAGAGAUUUGUGUCCGUUUAAACACAGACGUUUAAAAGGGAUGUAUUAUGUCAAUAAGGAAUAAUGAUGGAAAUGAUAAUGCUAAUUGUGUAAUAAUAGUUUGAAAUCAACUUAUUAUCAUUUAAAAUUAUCUUUUCCAGGUUUCCGUUUCCAUACGCAUCGAUUAUACAAAGAAACUCGACAAACAAUUGAUUUGGAGCUACCCAAUGCAGAAAGUGAAACAAAUCCUAUAAAAUUCCCCGUAAAAGAACCCAUUGAGUCCAUAAUUACUCCUACUGAACCUAUCGAAUCAGUUCACCAUACGCGCGCAGUUUUCCCAACGUUCGCCACUUACGAGGAAAUGCUUCAAGACGAUACGCAUGCGUCAAAGAACAGAAAGUUCCCAGUAUACUCCACGUGCACUCGUCAAAGUCUGAGAAAACCUUUGGCAACAAGCAUGUCUAAAAAAUCAAAAGUCCCAAAAUGCAGACGAAGACAGCUUACUUCCAGCGAUUGCACAGACAUGGUUAAGUAUUUUGGUGAAUACGGGAGCAUGAAAGGUGGGCAGUGCGAUACAAGCAAUGCCAUUAAAAUAUGCACUGUAUCAGAAGACAAAAAUUAUAAAAGAGAGGAAAUCAAAGUUUCGUGUGAUGCUAGCCCUUGUAAAGACAAACGAAUAUCGCUUGGACUGUUCAGUUACACAACUGGGAAAAUUGAAUGGCGGUUAGUUAGAGACAUAAAUAGUUUAAGUGCGCUUCUCAAAAAUCAUAUAAUGUCCUCAGUAUUUGCACCUGGUUUUGCAUUAUUAAAAUGUGAAGGUGGACAAGGUAUUCAAGUUUUAACCUUCCCAAAAAUGUUGGAUCGCGUGGAAGCAGUACAGAAGCACGAGAAAAGAAGACGUUUUAAUAUCAAUAUUGUACUUGAAGAUUCCUUAUCGCGUGAGCAUUUUUACAGAACUCUUCUAAAAACUGCGUCGACGUUUAGGGAUAUUAUUUAUAACCAAUCAAUACCAUCAACUUUACUCGAAUUCGAGAAAAUGCAAAGUCUUGCAUCCAAUACAUAUUUUAGCCUACAGAGACUGUUUACAGCUCAAAAGUAUUCCAACUCCAUACCAAGUUGUGAAUACGACAUGAUUAAGGAAUUUCGUGCCAAUAAGGAAUUUCUUGCGAAUGAUACAAAAUAUACUUGUACAUUUGGGAUUGAGAAAAUGUUCGGUCGGUAUAAAAAGGCUGGAUAUAGUACCCUACUUCAAGAAGACCAUUGUUGGUUGGAUUAUUGGGGUUCGUUCCUUGAUCCGCGCAAAGCAUUAGAAAAAGUUCAAGAUGAAAAAACACGGCUCAGUCGAUGGCAAGAUUUUGUUCAAAAUGUAAAAAAAUCCGGACGUGGAGAAGUGAUUGAUGACUACGGUAUGUCAAUAUUGACCUGCGAUGUUUAUAAAAAGUAUAAAGUGACAAAUUCGUUUAGUUCUAAAGUUGUACCAAACGUGUGCUUCGCAGGACGACAUUAUGGGUCCUUUAUUUUGGAGUAUGUGAAAAAGUACACAGAGCUUAACGAUAUGGCAGCACAGCCAUUUUUAGCUUAUACACAUUUGUUAACCUCACACGAUACUAAUGGAAGACGCAUAGUCAACGACGAUGAAAGUCUAGCAGAUUUGUUCCACCAUGCAGCACAUUUGCGCAACACUGUGACCAUAUUUACGUCAGACCACGGAGCAAAAGCGAGCGAUUUUUCAGCCUAUACAACACAAGGUCGGCAAGAGGUAUUUCAACCUUUAUUAUUCAUAAUCAUUCCACACGACGUCAGCAAGUUCCUUGGUCCAGAAGUUAUGAAUGCUUUGGUGGUGAAUCAGAAUCGUUUGGUGGGACUUGAAGACCUGCAUGAUUCACUGGUAUCAGUAUUAGACACCGAUCCAAAUAUUUUUGGUACUUACACAGAGGACCAUCCAAAAAAUUGGGUUCUUCACGCAGAUCCCAAUGGGCCUCACAGAGAAUCUAAUGUAAGGGCAAUACCAACUCGUCUGCGUGGGUUAUUUAAAUCAGUGCCCUUAGAUCGAACAUGCGAACAAAUGAAAUUAGAUUUAAAUGUGUUAUGUUUGUGUGACGGUAUGGAUACCUUUCUACCCAACGAUUAUGAAACAGUCCAAUGGGCAGCUGAAUUUGCUUUGGGGACUUUGAAUAACAGAAUUCAAGAGCAGUAUACCACAGCUUUGAGGUCGAAGUCAGGAGUGCUCGCGUCAGGUUUCUAUGGUUACGGCGCAUGUCAGCGGUAUACAGGAACGGGAAUUAUGCGUGCGCGGCACAUUGUUACCGGGCUAGAGCAAAAGUUGUUGUUCACUUUACUGGCUAAACCUUUAGAUCGAAAAAUUGAGGAAAUUUUUGACGUGCAAGUGUCGUUCGCUAUGACACAAUAUACGAAUGGUAUAACUUUAAAUGACCUGGUUCGUGUUAGCCCGUUUAAUAAAUACGAGAAAUGCACGGAUAAAGGUGUUGAUCCUAAGCUCUGCGCAUGUCAUGCUGACCAACGAAACAACACACUAUGGAAGAAUGAGUUAUACUUAAAAACAGCCUCACAGGAGAAUUUCAAGCUGAAACCGCGAACGCAGAUUUUAGACCAGCCAUGUUUAGCGAUCAUAUCUCGCGUUCGAAGAAAUAAUAUGGCAGCAGGACGUUGGCUGCAUAGGGUUGACACCUACGAAGGGGUUGACACCUACGAAGCGGUCAACGCAUGUCCAGAUGUGACGUAUAAACUCACAAUUAGUUUCAAAAAGGCGCGAAAGACGCAAAUUUCGCUCAAAUAUCCUAAAUCUGUGACUCUACUGCCUAGGACAGUGACGUUCCUAUUGACGGCUAAAAUUGAGUGGAAAUCUGGCACGUUUAUUCCAAGAUUUAAGUUUGAGAAGAGAAGAUGGAGAAAAUAAUGCAAUGCAAAACGGUUAACUUAACGGACACUAAGCUAAAUUACAGUCGCUAAUAACGCAAUACAAAACAGCCAACUUUACAAACCUAGUUAAACAAACGUCCAUACUGGAUAAUGUUUUCAGAGGUACAAGAGGUACAGACUACAGGAGAAAACUCAAAAGGCACCCUUAACUAUUCUCACGUAUGCUGAAAACUAGCAUGCUCUAACCAGACAAUAGAACUUUAAUGGGACUCUGUAGCUAAGUGUAUAAAGAGUUGAGUGGUCCUAAUGUCCGAUUCAUGAUCUCGGAGUUUGACUGGAUCCACCUAACUCGAUACAUGUCUAAAGUUAGCUUAAUAUGAUCGUUACUAAAUUGAUGUUUCGUUUGCAGGCAUGAACUAAAGUAAACUAACUUUAUUUAUACUGGAUAGCUUUAUCAGCUUUUAAAUGCCCACCCAUCCGUUACUAGUAGUAAGGCCAAUCCGUAACUAGUAGUAAGGCCCAUCCGUAACUAGUAGUAAGGCCCAUCCGUUACUAGUAGUAAGGCCCAUCCGUUACUAGUAGUAAGGCCCAUCCGUUACUAGUAGUAAGGCCCAUCCGUUACUAGUAGUAAGGCCCAUCCAUUGCUGGUAGUAAGGCCCAUCCGUUACUAGUAGUAAGGCCAAUCCGUUACUUGUAGUAAGGUCCAUCCGUUACUGGUAGUAAGGCCCAUCCAUUGCUGGUAGUAAGGCCCAUCCAUUACUAGUAGUAAGGCCAGAAGUGUCAGAACUAAUGUAAUUUCGCAAAAAGUGUGGAUGAAUACACUAUACACAAUCUAUUUGAAAAAACUGUACAUUACGAGUCAAUUUCUAUUCAUCUUCAGCUACCACAUCCAUUAAGAGGAGCUACAAUCUUUUGUAUGUUACCUAACACGCGCUCAUGUCAAAACUAAUGAACAUAGUUUUCCAGUUGGUACGUUUCCCAAGCGGCAAAUAAACUUUAAAAGUAUGUUUAGAGUUUAUCUGUAAAGUUAUGCUAAAAUAAAGAGACCGUUGAUCGUUACAGCAUCAUUGAAAAUUCUAUUUAAUUUGACAAUAUUUAACUAUUAUUCUGUGUUUCUCAACCGCCAGAUACAUGUAAAAAGGUUGCUAACUGUGUAAAUUAUAAAAUAAAGCUCAGUAAAACAAAGUCAUUUAGGUUUUUACAUUUUGAACACUUUUCAUCGCAAAUACGGGACAUUGAAAAAAAUUGCCUCUUAAUACUUCACACUUUUAAGUGAACCAAUGGAAGAAAUAAUAAAUGUUUUACCAAGGACCAAAAUGUAUUUACUUUACUUUGAUUUGUGGAAAAAAAUCCAUUAUCUCUUCUCACGUUUAGAAUAAUAUUUGCUUAGGUGAACAUUUCACCUGAACUCAAGCAAACAUCUUCUAUUGCUAAAUUUAACAUAACAUUUCGUUUUAUGCAUAAUUGAUCAAGCUAAAAUUCAAAAUAAAUCAGAGUGUUCCGUAACAGCAAAAGGGACCCGCCUUACUUUUUUGAUUUUAGUCUUGAUAAGAUGUCUAUCAACUCUGUUUCUUGGUUUUGAUAACAGUUCUUUCAAAACGGCUAACAGGUUGUAAUUUUGAGACAAAGGUGAAGAAAGCACGUCUAUAUAUAUAUAGGCCUUUCGUUCAUCGGUGCAUUAAAAGUAUUUCAAAUACAAUUGGACCCAAAGAACAGAGACGUAAAAUGAAAUUCGUGAAAUUGGUGAGUAAUUUGGUUAGCGUCUGAAUGAACUGACAUAUUUAUGAGCAUAUUCGAUGUUUUGGGCUAGGGGUUUUGUUUAUACGUAUAUUUCAAUAACAAACCAGCGAGACUUUCUAAAACCGUCUUAGAAUAAAAUGUGGUACAAUAAUGAAUCGUUGCUUUAGGUUCUAUUCAAAAUUGCUUCAGAAGGCUUUUCUACAGUGUCAACCAUCCCAUAUCUUCUGCUGAACCCUCAGGCUCUUUAUUCCAUGACGUCUCUGACAGGCAUUUCUUCAUCUUGCCUGAUUACGUGUCCACACCAUCCCAGCCUUUUUUUCUCCACAUUCUCUGCAAUGCCUACGACCACAUAUCUUGUCCAUAGUGUCAUAAUGAUUAAAUUCUAUUUUCAGUGCAUGGUCGUAACUGCUUUGCUAUCCGCGUACGUAUUUAUAUUCAACUACGAAAUGUUGGACAUUGUGUCAAUAAUGAAACAAAGAGUAGGUAAGUAAACCGAACUCAAAUUAAACUUUAUUGAUGUUGAGUACAGCUCUGUCAACUCUAAACCGUUCAUCCCAUGCAGAGAUCCAGUAAGGUCAUCCCUAACUCCAGUCCCAAGUUCCUACAACAGGAAACCGGAGUGUGUUCUUGGGACUGGGACCAGAGAUUUUUGUCCGUUUAAAACAUACAGGUUUAGAAGGGAGUGUAACGUCAUCAAGGCAUACUGAUUUAAAUUAUUAUCAUUUAAAAUUACCUUUUAAAGGUUUCCGUUUCCGAAGGAAUCGAUUUGACGAAGAAACUCAGCCAACAAUUCAUUCGGAGCAACAUAAUGCAGAAAACAAAACAAGUCAUGUUAAACAUCUCGUUAAAGAACACUCUGAGUGGACAAUUACCCCUACUCAACCUAUGGAAUCAGUUGACGCUAGGCACGCAGUUUUCCCAACGUACGGCACUUACGACGAGAUGCUUGAGGACGAUACGCAUGCGUCAAACAACAGAAAGUUCCCAGAGUACUCCACGAGCCCUUACCAAGGUCUCAGAAAACCUUUCGCAACAAACGUGUCCAAAAAAUCACAAAACCCAAAAUGCCAACGAAGGCUGCUUACUCCCAGCGAUUUGGCAGACGUGAUUGAGUAUUUUGGUGAAUACGGGAGCAUGAAAGCUGGGCAGUGCGAUACUAACAAUACCAUUAAAAUAUGCACUGUAUCAGAAGACAAAAAUUAUAAGAGAGAGGAAAUCCAAGUUUCGUGUGAUGCUAGCCCUUGUAAAGACAAACGAAUAUCCCUUGGGCUGUUUAGUCACACAACUAGGAAAAUUGAAUGGCAGUUAGUUAGAAACUUAAAUCGCUUAAGCACACUUCUCAAAAAUCAUAUAAUUUCUUCGGAAUUUGCGCCUGAUUUUGCAUUAUUAAAAUGUGAAGAUGGACAAGGUAUUCAAGUUUUAACCUUCCCAAAAAUUUUGGAUCGCAUGGAAGCAGUUCAAAAGCACGAAAAAAGAAGACAUUUUAAUAUCAAUAUUGUACUUGAAGAUUCCUUAUCGCGUGCGCAUUUUUACAGAACUCUUCUAAAAACUGUGUCGACUUUUAAGGAUAUUAUUUAUAACCAGUCAAUACCAUCAACUUUGCUGGAAUAUGAAAAAGUCCAAAGCUAUGCAUCUACUACAUACAGAAUCCUUCAGAGACUGUUUACAGCUCAAAAGUACUGGAACUCUAAGACAAAAUGUGAAAACGGGGUUAAGGAAUUUCUUGCGAAUGAUACAAAAUAUAGUUGUACAUUUGGGAUUGAGGAAAUGUUCAGUCGGUAUAAAAAGGCUGGAUAUAGUACCCUACUUCAAGAGGAUAAUUGUUGGUACGAUGAUUGGGGUUCGUUGCUUGAUCCGCGCAAAAGAUUAGGUCGUGUUAAAAACGAAAAAACACGGCUGAGUAGAUGGAAAGAUUAUGUCACAAUUUUAGAACAAUCAGGAAGCUGGGAAGAGGUUGAUGAUUACGGUAUGUCAAUACUGUCGUGCGAUGUUUAUAAAAAUUAUAAAGUGACGAAUCCGUAUAGUUCUACAACUGUCCCAAAUAUUUGUUUCGCAGGACGACAUUAUGCGUCCCUCUUUUUGGAGUAUGUGAGAAAGUACACAGAGCUUAACGAUAUGGCACCACAGCCAUUUUUAGCUUAUACACAUUUGUUAACCUCACAUGAUACUAAUGGAAGACGCAUAGUCAACGACGAUGAAAGUCUAGCUGAUUUGUUCCACCAUGCAGCACAUUUGCGCAACACUGUGACCAUAUUUACGUCAGAUCACGGAGCAAAAGCGACCAAUUUUGCAGCCUAUACAACACAAGGUCGGCAAGAGGUAUUUCAACCUUUAUUAUUUAUAAUCAUUCCACACGAAGUCAGCAAGUCGCUUGGUCCAGAAGCUAUGAAUGCGUUGGUGCUGAACCAGAAUCGUUUGGUAGGACUUGAAGACCUGCAUCAUUCACUAGUGUCAAUAUUAGACACGGACCCAAAUAUUUUGGGUACUCACAAAGAGGACCAUCCAGAAAAUUGGGACUUGCAUCCAGGCUCAGAUCCAAAAAAUUGGGUUCUUCACGCAGAUCCUAAUGGGCAUCACAGACACCCUAAUGUAGGGGUGAUACCAACUCGUCUGCGUGGGUUAUUUAAACCAGUGCCCGUAGGUCGAACAUGCGAACAAAUGAAAUUAAAUUCAGAUGUGUUAUGUUUGUGUGACGGCAUGGAUAAGUCUGUGCCUAACGAUUCUCAAAUAGUCCAAUGGGCGGCUGAAUUUGCUUUGGGAACUUUGAAUAACAGAAUUCAAGAGCAGUAUACCACAGCUUUGAGGUCGAAGUCAGGAGUGCUCGCGUCAGGUUUCCAUGGUUACGGCGCAUGUCAGCGAUAUACAGGUACGGCAUUUAUGCGUGCGCGGCACACUGUUGCCGGCUCAGAGCAAAAGUUGUUUUUCAGUUUACUGGCUAAACCUUUUGAUCGAAAAACUGAGGAAAUUUUUGACGUCGAAGUAUCGUUCGCCAUAAAACAAAAGGCGAACGGUAUAACUUUAAAUGACAUGAUUCGUGUUAGCUCGUUUAAUAAAUACGAGAAAUGCACGGAUAAAGGAGUCGACCCUAAGCUAUGCGCAUGUCGUGCCGAUAAACGAAAUAAUACACUAUGGAGGAAUGAGUUAUACUUAAAAACAGCCUCACAGGAGAAUUUCAAGCUGAAACCGCGAACACAGAUUUUAGAUCAGCCAUGUUUAGCGAUCAUAUCUCGCGUUCGAAGAAAAAAUAUCGGAGCAGGACGUUGGCAGAAUGCGAUUCAAACCUACGAAGCGGUCAACGCAUGCCCAGAUGUGACGUAUAAACUUACAAUUAGUUUCAAAAAGGCGCGGAAGACGCAAAUUUCGCUCAAAUAUCCUAAAUCUGUGACCCUACUGCCUAGGACAGUGACGUUCCUAUUGACUGCUAAAAAUGAGUGGAAAUAUGGCACGUUUAUUCCAAGAUUUAAGUUCGAGAAGAGAAGAUGGAGAAAAAUUAGCAAUGCAAAACGGUUAACUUAA